This is a messenger RNA of Mytilus californianus (California mussel), 1507 nucleotides long. RefSeq lists its product as uncharacterized. NCBI's taxonomy places the organism in Eukaryota, Metazoa, Mollusca, Bivalvia, Mytilida, Mytilidae. The coding region runs from base 150 to 1205 and encodes 351 amino acids. The transcript has 2 exons. The record is from RefSeq and is a predicted model, not a curated record.
CCGUUUAAUGAGUUUGUAGCAAAAAGCUUAAUAUCGGCGUGACCUCGAAGAUUCAUAUAUAUAUAAAUAUAUACCAGUACUAGAGAAUAAAUUACAUUCACAUCUUGUGCAACACAAACCAAACUGUAUUGAACACUUUUUAGGACUACAUGGCAACCCAUGGUAACACAGAUCAAAAUGCUUCUUCUACGUGGUCUAAAGACAAGUGUUUGACCAUAACGUUUGCCGUUGUCCUGUUUAUAAUGGCACUUGGAACUGGCUACAUUUCCAGAGUUGCCCUGCACAUAAUGAUAUGGCAUAUUGGUCCGCCGAUGGAUUUGAAUAACAACAUAUCACGUCUUAGUACUCUAAAUGGAUGGUUGAAACCUAAUUGUUCCACCUGCAACGAUACAACGUUUCAAACUGAUAUGACCAUUAAAGGAACUUGGACCUGGGCAAUAUUUUUAGUCAUUAUAACACCUUAUGUUUUUACGAUUUUGAAAUGUCUUUUUCAAAUCUGCUUUAAGAGUAACAAACAGCAGGCAAACAAAGAGAAGGCAAACAAAGAAAAGACAAACAAAGAGGAGAAGACAAACGAAGAAGAGAAGACAAAUGAAGAGGAGAAGACAAAUGUAGAAGAGAAGACAAACAAAGAGGAGAAAACAAACGAAGAAGAGAAGACAAUCAAAAAGGAGAAGACAAACGAAGAAGAGAAGGCAAAUGAAGAGGAGAAGAAAAACGAAGAAGAGAAGACAAACAAAAAGGCGAAGUCAAAUGAAGAAGAGAAGACAAUCAAAGAGGAGAAGACAAACAAAAAGGAGAAGACAAACAAAAAGGCGAAGUCAAAUGAAGAGGAGAAGACAAUCAAAAAGGAGAAGAUAAACAAAGAAGAGAAGACAAAUGAAAAGGAAAAGACAAACGAAAAGGCGAAAACAAAUGAAGAGGAGACAAACGAAGAAGAGAAGACAAACGAAGAGAAGAAGAUAAAUGAAGAGGGGAAGACAAAUGAAGAAGAGAUGGCAAACGAACAGAAGACAAGCAAAGAAAAGAAAAAAGGAAAGAAGAAAAUAAACGAAGAGGAGAAACCAAACGGAGAAGAGAAGACAAACGAGGAGGAGAAGACAAACGAAAAGGAGAAGACAAACAAAGAGAAGACAAACGAAAAGAAGACCAACGAAGAGCAGGCGUUUAAUAAAAAAACGUUUUUGUUGGUAAGUAAAAAUUAAGAGAUACAAUUUUCAAUCAUCAGCAGACCGUAAAGUACAUAAGAAAUCAAACAAAAUCAAUAUAUAACAGGAUUUCGCGUGCAUGUCACGUGGCAACCAGAAUCCAUGUUACAACUUUUAGUUUUAGAUACAUGAUUUUUUCAUUAGUUGUUAUUGGCUUUGAACAAGUUUUCAGUAAUUGAGUGUACUCUUAGAUCUGUUUAUCAUAUAUUUUUUCAUUUAUUGUUUUUUUUUUUACAUUUAUAAUCAGGCCGCUAGUUUUCUCGUUGAAUUAUUUUACAUUUGUCAUUGCGGGUUAAAAA